AUGGCUCACGGCAAGAGGUCUAGGCAGCAAGCCGAGGCAAUGACCUCCGUCAGCUUGCUGGACCUGGACAGCAGCGACAUGGCGCGCAUCCUGCUGCUCUUCUCCGGCCACCACCACCAAGGCUACCACGGCGUCUCCGCCGGACCGUCGUCGCCGGAGAGAGUGUUCGAGUGCAAGACCUGCAACGGCCGGCAGUUUCCUUCCUUCCAAGCCCUAGGCGGGCACCGGGCCAGCCACAAGAAACCGCGUCUCGCGGACGGCGCCGAGCCGCCCAAGCCCAAGGUGCACGGCUGCUCCAUCUGCGGCCUCGAGUUCGCCGUUGGCCAGGCGCUCGGCGGCCACAUGCGCCGCCACCGCGCCGUCGCGGCGACAGGGGAUGGGCUCGGGCUUGGCCUCGACCUCGGCCUCGGCCUCGGGUCCAAAGACGUCAGCCAGAAGAAGACAACGGCGGCGGCCGAGCUGGCGUUCGACCUGAACGUGCCAGCGCUGGAGGAGGAGGAGUCGGCCGAUCGCGCCAACAGGAAGCUGGGGCUCGCCGUGGACUUCCCCGUCGUGGUUGACUUCCGACGUUCAGGCCAAGAGAGGAUAUUCAAGUCUGAUCUACACAAGACAUACAGUACAAUUUACAUAGGUUGA
Molecule: messenger RNA, 636 nt
Organism: Lolium rigidum
Lineage: Eukaryota; Viridiplantae; Streptophyta; Magnoliopsida; Poales; Poaceae
Product: zinc finger protein ZAT11-like
Exons: 1
Coding region: 1-636 (211 amino acids)
Source: RefSeq, a predicted model, not a curated record